This is a messenger RNA of Saprolegnia parasitica CBS 223.65, 564 nucleotides long. RefSeq lists its product as hypothetical. Bases 1 to 564 code for a protein of 187 amino acids. Lineage: Eukaryota; Oomycota; Saprolegniomycetes; Saprolegniales; Saprolegniaceae. The record is from RefSeq and is a predicted model, not a curated record. The transcript is spliced from 2 exons.
AUGAUCAAGAUGCUCACGGGCGAAACCGAGCCGACGCAAGGUACCUUGUGGAAGCACCCGGCGAUGCGCUUUGCGUACGUCGCCCAGCACGCUUUCCACCACAUUGAGCAGCACUUGGACAUCUCGGCCAACCAGUACAUCCAGUGGCGCUUCCAGUCCGGUGAGGACAAGGAACUCAUGGCCAAGGAAACGCGCAAGCUGACGCCGGAAGAGAAGGAGCUUCUCGCCAAGCCCGUCAACUGGGAAGGCGAGAAGCGCGUCUUCGAGUCGAUCGAGAACCGCCGCAAGCUCAAGAAGUCGUUCGAGUACGAGGUCAAGUGGAUGAAGCUCCCCGAUACGGAGAACUCGUGGAUCCCGCGUGAGAAGCUCGAGAAGUGGGACAAGACCAAGAUCGAGCAGAUCGACGCCGAAGAGUCGGUCGACGCGUUCGGUAACAAGGUCGUCACCAAGGUCAAGCGAAAGCUCACCCGCAAGGAGCUCAAGGCCAAGCUCAAGGCCAAGAAGGACGCCGAGAAGCGUGGCGAGUACUACUCGGACUCGGACCUUGACGGCUACGAGGAGUAA